Molecule: messenger RNA, 256 nt
Organism: Racocetra fulgida
Lineage: Eukaryota; Fungi; Glomeromycota; Glomeromycetes; Diversisporales; Gigasporaceae
Source: the annotation of a GenBank genome assembly
AUGACUUUUAAAACGAAUGGUUUUACCCCUGAAGGCCGAGGAGGUCAUGAGGCUGUCUUACUUAAAAAUACAAUAUAUUUUAUCGGCGGAUCCCGUGCAAUACCAAAUGCAAGUCCAUUCAAAAGUUCUAUACGAAGUUAUAACUUGUCGAAUGAAAUUUUUUACUUGGAUCUUGCAUCACCAUUCUCUACAACAAGUCCACCGUACGUAGAUCUUAGUGGGACUUCUGCGAGAUUGCAAUAUGGAAAUGAAAAAG